CUCUCUCUCUUCCAGCACGACAGUUUCAAUUCAACAACCCCCACCUCUCUCUCUCUCUCUCUCUCUAACCAAAUUGUGGAAUCUACGUUUACACAGUUGAGAGUUGGAACCCAAGAAAGCAUCAAACAAUCAAAUUGUGAUUAACACGCACCUCUAAUCGCAUUUUUCUGGGGUUUGAUGGAGAUUCCCUCUGAGCAACAGAUCGCCAGCAUAUGCUCACACUGCAACAAAGCAAUUCCUGCUCAAAAUUUUGAUCUCCACAUUGUGCAUUGCUCUCGGAACCUGGAAAGAUGUAAAAUUUGUGGAGAUAUGAUCCCCCGAAAGCAUGCCGAGGAACAUUACAUAAAGACACAUGCUCCAGUGACUUGUACACUAUGCAGUGAGACGGUAGAGCGUGAAACACUGGCUCUCCAUAAAGGUGAAUUUUGCCCCCAAAGGAUUGUUACAUGUGAAUACUGUGAGUUCCCAUUGCCUGCAGUAGACCUCUUCAAGCAUCAGGAAGUUUGUGGGAAUCGUACGGAAUAUUGUCAUCUUUGCCACAAGUAUAUUAGGCUGCGUGAAAGAACUGGCCACGAAAACCGGUGUCAUGGUAGUUUUAAUGGUACUACCGUGGGAACUUCCAGGGAUUUUAUUGCACCUGGAAGAGAGGAAGUCGGUGGAAGAAGGCAAGUGCCUCAUUAUUUUUCCCGGAAGAACCUUUUGUUAACAAUUGCAGUGGCAGGCUUUGCUGUUUUACUUGGAUCACUUUUCUUCCAAAGAGAAGCUGAUAAGCAAUUACAUCAUUAAUUGACUCGGAAAAGCAUUCGGUACUCGACUUACAUUUUGUUUCAAGAAACAUAUUAAUAUAUUUGCAUGUAUCUUAAUAUUCUGCAAACUAUCUAUAAGCUCAUUGGAUGAUUGAUAAUGUGAUUUCAUACUGUCUUCUCAAAA
Cornus florida is the source of this 930-nucleotide messenger RNA. RefSeq lists its product as uncharacterized. The transcript has 6 exons. The coding region runs from base 178 to 786 and encodes 202 amino acids. Lineage: Eukaryota; Viridiplantae; Streptophyta; Magnoliopsida; Cornales; Cornaceae. The record is from RefSeq and is a predicted model, not a curated record.